Didymella exigua CBS 183.55 is the source of this 1080-nucleotide messenger RNA. RefSeq names its product Dor1-domain-containing protein. NCBI's taxonomy places the organism in Eukaryota, Fungi, Ascomycota, Dothideomycetes, Pleosporales, Didymellaceae. The transcript has a single exon. Gene Ontology annotation, cellular component: COG complex. The record is from RefSeq and is a predicted model, not a curated record. Gene Ontology annotation, biological process: cytoplasm to vacuole targeting by the Cvt pathway; intra-Golgi vesicle-mediated transport. Bases 1 to 1080 code for a protein of 359 amino acids.
AUGCUGCUGUCCCGGAAUGUGGACCGCGUAGCUGACGUGCUGGACCUGCCCACGCUGCUGUCGUCGGCCAUCUCCUCGUCGACUGCUGCUGCCCACGCCGCUGCUGGCGCCAGCUCGGUCACCUCCAACGCCAACUAUGCCUCUGCCCUGGACCUCCACGCCCACAUCAGACGCCUGCACACCCUCUACCCCGACUCGCAGCUUGUCUCGUCACUCGCCGGCCAGGCGGAGCAGGAGAUGAAGACCAUGACCACAAACCUGAUUGCGUCCCUCCACGCACAGGGUAUCAAGCUGGCAGGUGCUAUGCGGACCAUUGGCUGGCUGAGACGCGUGGCACCCGAGCUCGACGAGGCGUGGUCGAUCAAGCAGACUGGCAUUGGCAGCGGCGAAGGCAGCUUGGGUGCGCUGUUCUUGGUGUGCAGGCUGGGCUGCCUCGAGUCGAUGCUCGGCGCCCUCGACCCUCUCCGUGAGCUUGCAGACCAGGAGACAGAGCGACGACUCGGCAACACCAAGACAGACGGUGGCUGGUCCGCUGGCCAACAAACUGAAAAGUACCUCAAGAAAUACCUGGAAGUCUUCCGAGAGCAGAGCUUUGCUGUCAUUUCCAUGUACAAGAGCAUCUUCCCAUCUGCGCUACCUGCCCCUGGACAAGACGACGCUGCGCCUGCCGUAAAGCCCGUGGCCGAGUCGAAUUCACUGCAGCCCAUCCCUUCGGCGCUGGCGACCUUUCCCCUGCAUCUUGUCGAGAUGCUGUUCGACACCUUGCGCGAGUACCUUCCCAACGUCUCAGACCGCUCAGCGAGAGACUCGCUCCUUACACAGGUUCUGUACUGCGCUGGCUCGCUCGGCAGACUGGGUGGAGACUUCAGCAUGAUGAUCGCGCUGCUGGAAGAAGACCUGAAGGCCGAGCUGGGCCAUCAGGACAACACUACAACUGAGCAGCGACAGACAGAAGAAGAGUGGGUCGACGUCAUGAAGAAGCACCGUGUGCAGGCAUCCAGGCUGGAGCUGCUUGCAUCCGGUGUCGGUACUGGCAGGACAAGCAGUCCUGUCGAGAGAGCUGCCAGCCCGCUCAAAUGA